AUGUCUACCCUCAACCGAUCAUUCGAAGAAGCCAUCCAGGUAACCCCACAAGGGUCAAAUAAAUACAGCGCCAACCUCCGCCCAGAAUGGUGCAUAGGAACCGUCCCCCACGGCGGCUACACCACAGCAGUAAUCUACACCCUAGCAAAAACCCACUUCACCCACGCUCACCCAACCCAAUACAAAACACCCGCUUCGCCUAUCUCCCUCCAACUCUCCUUCCUCCGCCGCACAGCAGCAGGACCCGCAACCUUCGAAGUGGAAGAUGUAAAGCUAGGCGCGCGCACAAGUACAAUCCACAUCAAACUACUCCAAGAAUCCGACAAGAAGCCCGGGAAAAUGGAAAUCAUGGUGGCAGGCUAUAUAACCGUCAGCCCGCCAGACGCCGAAGUCGGAAUUAGCGCUGCGACAGGCUGGAAGCCGUACCCCUUGCCGCCGGCUGGAUCGCGCGCUGACGGGUCCGUUGAUCUUUCUGUGUUGGGACGUACCGGGCGGGAUGGAAGCUGGACGAAGCUCAACCCGCCUUUCGCGGAAUUCCGUAAAGCGGCUGCGCAGAUUGAAUUGUUCGGGCCUGUUGAGAAGAGGGCGGGCAUGGGCAUUGAUCAGUGGGCUAGGUUCCGACCUGGGGGUGAUGUGAAUGGGCGCUGGACUGAUGCUGCUGUAGUGUAUCUUGUUGAUAUGUUUCCUAUGGCGCUUGAUGGGUUUGAUCAUAUGUCUGCUGAGGCUGUUGCAAGGGAGAAGGGGGGUCAGGUUGAGGAGAUGAAGGCUAAGUUUUGGUAUCCCACUGUUACGCUGAAUGUGGAUAUGAAGAAACAUCUUCCUGCUGGGGGUGUGGAGUGGCUUUAUAGUCGGGUUGUUACCAAGGUUGUUAGGGAUGGUAGGACGGACUUGGAGGUUACUGUUCUUGAUGCUGAUGGGGAGGUUGUUGCGUUGAGUACGCAGGUUGGGUUGGUUGUUAGUGCUAGUCGGAAUGUUGGGACGAGGAAGGUCCAGAAGUUGUAG
Messenger RNA from Penicillium canescens, 1002 nucleotides. Its product is annotated as thioesterase family protein. The transcript has 2 exons. The record is from RefSeq and is a predicted model, not a curated record. Bases 1 to 1002 code for a protein of 333 amino acids. Lineage: Eukaryota; Fungi; Ascomycota; Eurotiomycetes; Eurotiales; Aspergillaceae.